Molecule: messenger RNA, 6636 nt
Organism: Pseudomassariella vexata
Lineage: Eukaryota; Fungi; Ascomycota; Sordariomycetes; Amphisphaeriales; Pseudomassariaceae
Exons: 4
Coding region: 70-6636 (2188 amino acids)
Molecular function (GO): protein binding
Source: RefSeq, a predicted model, not a curated record
GAAAGGUCCGUUGUGUGCCACCGGCGAUCCCAUUGCCUGCCAUGGGACAGCGACCUCAAGGUGACCCGCAUGCUUUACUACUUAUGUGGCUUGAUACUCGACCUCAAAUGUCCACUCCGUAAUUUCUCUCCCGCAGCCCAACUCAUCCUCAUCUUCCUAGCUCUACAGCUCUCGCCCAAACUGACACUCAUUCGCUGCUUCACUCCCUGCGUCAGCAGCAUGCUCGGUCUACUUCGGAACCCUUCGGUGCGGGAUUCUUCGCCUCGAGGGAGUGACAAGCAACAACAGCCCAUGCAGGCCUCGCCCCAAGGCACUGAUGAACAACAUCAGUUCAUGCAGACUGAUACCAGAGAGCUCAUUCCUACCCCAGAGGCUGAGAAGGACAACCCUCUCGAUGCCUUUCCAGCCACCCCAAGUCACACUGGAGCGAACCAUCGUAUCAUUAGGGCAUUUUCUCCCCCAGCUUCUCCGGUCGCCAACUCCAUCCGUGUCAACAAGCGGGCCUCGCAGUAUGGAUCGAGACGGCUUCACAGCGGCAUCGUCCGCGCCUCGUACGGGCACAAAGCAGCCACCAUAGAGGUGGUCAAGGAGCAGUAUGCCUUCAUCAGCCAGCGCUGCCAUCGUGAGCUCGGCGCCAGCGUCGGUGCUCAUGCCUUUGAUACGUCGUAUGCCGGCCUUCUUGAGUGGAUCCGAGCGGAGCGCCUCACCAGACUUCCGCCCAAGGGCGGCUGCUGGGAUCGCGUCCUCAUAGCUGCACAGUAUUUUGCCGAGCAGGUCCAUCGGCUGAACUUAGCUAUCAACGGCUUUACUCUCGACUGUGGCUCUGCUUCAAACUUGGUCUUUGGGCAGUGCCUGUUGCUUCUUGAGCUCGGCCAUGAAAACGCCCCGGCCCUCGAGACAGCUUUCAAGGUAUUCUACCAACUCGGUCUUGAGCUUUCCCCUCUCCUACUCAUCGAUGAGAUCCUCAACGCCUCGCCAGCCAUCAUGGAAAACGUAGCCCGCGCCUUCUCGGAGCUUCUCAGUAUCGUCACGGGAGUCGCCAUCACGUUUCACACAGCCGUCCACAAAAGCGGCUGCCGCCAGUCCACGCGCCUCGAUAUCUACGCCACCUUCGGUGCCUCCAUUGACAACUUCCGCUCGCGAGUCGCGCGCACCUCGCACGAGAUGUGGACCUUUAUUCUUCUGACUCGGGGUAUUGACGAUGACGGGUACCGGGUCAACGUCGUGCAGAAGUGGCUCGCACCGCAGGACACGACGCUGGCUUUCUUGGCGUCCAACCACAUCAGUUUGGCCAGUCGUCCAGAGGAGUUCACUUGCACUUGGUUCCAGCCGUAUCUGAACGGCUUCUUCAAGGGACACGACGAUGUGCUGCUUGUCGAGGGCGGCUCUGGGACCGGGAAAACGGUCCUGGCUAAUUGGGUGAUUGAUCGGCUGCAGAGACCCCUUGGGCGAAAGAAUAUCUCCGCUCUCAGCUUCUUCUACAACUCGAGCAUCAUGGCUCAGGCAACUUGCAUUGGAAUGCUCAAGACCCUCCUAUGCCAGCUGCUCGCGCGGCGCAUAGGUGACUUGGACCUGCUCAACGUCAUCACCAAGGCCCACGCCGACCUGUCGACCGUCAUGACGGCCGAGAAGCAAGAAGAGCGCUUGUGGAAAGCUCUCGAGUCAGCCCUAUCCGUCGUCAGCGAGGGCACGGGCGAAACCCUGGCAGUCAUUGUCGACGGCCUGGACGAGAUGGACAGUCAGAAACCCGCUGCGCAGAAGGUGGCCAAGAAACUGCAUGAUUUGGCGCGCAAGACCGCGGGUAUCCGGCUCAUCCAAUUUAACCAGCCUCUGGGCAUGCCCAACAACUUUGCGUCAGUCGAAAACAUUGUACUCUCUAGGGAGAACAUCUCGGACGAUAUCCAGACUAUUUUUCGUCAAGGUCUCCUGACGGAUGCACAUUUCUCCGCCAGAGAAUAUGCGGACCAGGAGAACCUGGUCGACCAGCUUGUGGUGGCCUCAGAAGGAUCUAUGCUGCGUGCAACCCUUGGGGUGCAGUACCUCCGCCUGCAGAAGACGUGUACCGAUUUCCACAAGUCGGCCGAGAUACUCAAAACGUCUCGCAGUGUAGCAGAUAUCGUCCAACACAUCCUCUCAACGAAGCACCUGCAGCUCGAAGCCGACAGCAAAGCCCUCCUAUCCUGGCUUGUCGCCGCGGAACGACCCCUAUCCAUUCACGAAGUGUCCUUACUACUACAAGCCCAACCUGAAGCCUCCAGAAUGGUAGAGCGAACCAUCAAUAUCCACCCCAUCAUCAAAUCUGUCGCCGCCUUCACCGUAACAGGCGAGGGCCUCAUCGCCCUUCGCCACAGCGCCAUCAAGCAGGCCCUGAUCUCCAUUCCGGGUACUUCGAAGCUCUCGCUCAACCUCAAAGAGCGACACCGAGACCUGCUCAUUCGCCUCCUUAUAUGCGCUAAGAAACAUCUCCGCGACGAACACGAGCCCUGCCUUUCGUUCUUGGACCAGUCAAAGGUCGACGCCCGCAUCGCCGCGCAUCACCUCCUCGAGUACGCCAUUCGCUACUGGGCCACGCAUUUCAAGAAGUCGCCUUCGCUGUACAAAGCUCGCGGCGACUUGGAACUUCCCCGCGAGUUCUCCGCCGUAUUCCCCUCCUCUGUUACUUUCGUCCUCCUCGAAGCCGGGUGCCUGAGAGGUCAGCACGAAGCGAUAGAGCUCCUCACCGUCGCAUUCCGCGUGCGCAAGGCCCUCUUCGGCCUCGAUCACGCGGCCGUUUUGCAGUCGGCUAUCGUCUGCGCCAAGUACCAUGAGACAGUACUGUGUCAGCAUAGAGAGUCUAUCGAGUGGUGGGCGCAGGCUGUCCAUAUCGGUAAGAUCGUGCUGGGCUUCCAGUCCGACCUUGUAAUCACGUGUUGCAACACGCUUUUGCGCAUUUCGGAUGCAUUCGUCUCUGAGAAGACACGCACGGAGAUCAUGACGCAUCGCGAGGAGACACUGCUGGUGCUGGUCUCAUCGUAUAAACACCGCUAUGGCGAAAGUUCCAAGGAGGUCCUUGAAAUUUAUCAGCGUUUGGCCGAGCUGUAUGUUUCUAUCUGCGAAGAGGAAAAGGCCACGGAGAUUUAUGUCAAGAUCAAGGAGAUAACCCUUGUUAUCCACGGGGGUAGCUCUGAUGAGUUUGAUUCUGUCUCCCGGCACCUGGAUGUGGUGCUCAAGAAACAUGAUCAUAAGCCGGAAAUCGAAGUCCUUGAUGGGUUUUUAUUCGGCUACAGAGAAGAGACGGAAGAGUCUUGGACUAUUGUCCGUGUCGACAUCAUGAUCCGACAUGCGCUGGAUCUUAUCGAGCGCCGUGAGUUUGGCCGAGCUGAGGAGAUUUACAUUGAGAUCUGGCUUAAGCUUAUCGAGCAUUGCCGGUCCGUCCUCGUCUGCGAGUGGCACGAGAAGAAGAUUGAGGUCAUGAUCAAGUAUGCUUCGUUUCUCAGAGUGCAGAAACGCUUUGAGGAGUCUUCGGCUGUACUACUGUGCUGUUGGAACGAGUAUUCCAGCCACCAAGUCUCCAUGUUCGAGUCCAUUCUCGUGCUUCUGAAGGAGGUUGCUGUCUGCAUGAAACAAGUCGGUAUGGUCUCGAUCGCGCUGACAGUCUUCCAAAAAUGUUGGUCUUGGUUCAAGUCCUCUCACAAGGAAGAAACCACCAUGUUCAAGGAAAUCGAGGAACACAUCACCGUCACCUCCAAGGAGAUCGUCAAGACAUCAACCACCACUACCGUGGCGUCCUCUUCCGAGACAGUUAUCCGAGAAGUGUUCGAGUCCUCCUUCUCAGAGACCGAGAUUACGAGCACCACCGUGGAGCUGUGUGAAUCUUUGACCUCGAUCUACACCGAACAGCAAAGAUGGUCCGAGGCCAUUUCCGUCAUCAAGAGCACACUCAAAAAGUCAUGGGCUGCAUUCUUCUCCGAGUCGGUUGAAAGCACGACCAUGGCGAGUUCUUUCUCUUCCGAAAGCAUCGAGCUGGUCAUUAAAUUGGCGGAAUGCUACAUCAGCCAGAAGCGGUACGAGAAGGCCGAAUACCUAUACUUGCGGUUGUACCACGUCCACCGUAAGUGUCUCAGCAUCGACGACGCCUCUGUCAUCAAGUACAGCGAGCUAUACCUAGCAUUCCUCAAGAAGCAUCAGAUGUUCGGCCAAGUCAUCAGCUUCUACCAGGAACUACUCGUCGAGUACCGGGCUUUCUACGGCCCCACCCACUCCAUGACCAUCACCAUCCUGUACGCACUGGGAGAUAUCUGCCGAUGCCAUCAUCUGACCCACGGGUACUGGAUCGAGUACUACCUCGAAAUCGUGGUCAACCUCAAUAAGGGCGCCAUCAUCUGCCACGAGGACGCUUUCCGGGCUCUGGUCAUCGUCGCGGAGCACUACUACAAGACCCUGCGCUACUCAGAGUCCAUCGUCUUCUUUAAGUCCAUUAUCGCGACGUUCUGCAAGUUCGGCACCAAGUUCAAGUAUUUCGAGGAUAUCGCCGUGGUGCAGAAGAUCCUGGAAAAGUACUACCGGGCCAUCGAGGAGACCAAGAUGGAGAUACACACGCACGUCGAGAUUCUCAAGGAGAUCCACCAGGCCUGCUUUAAGUACUUUGGCGAGUCGUCGUCCAUAUCCAUAAGUGUGACUGCAAUGCUAGCCGAGGUGUGCUGCCGCAGCGAGAAGUACGAGUACGAAGCUGUGUCGUACUAUGAACAUGUGCUCAAGCAUUCCAAGUCUGUCUCGACCACAGUGGCCAAGCGCAGCCAGACGAAGCUCAAGUCGUUGUACGUGAAGCAGAUCAACUCAUCCUCUUCGUCGACGACGGUCACCAAGGAGAUGGUGGAGCGGGCGACGAACAUGACGUACGAACGCUACGUCGAGAUCCGCAAGACUCACUCUUGCACCCACGAGGCCACUCUAACCCAUCUGAAGGAGCUGAUAACGCUAUACCACAAGCAGUCCAAAAUAGAGCUGGCCGUCAUGGAGCUCAGAAGCCUCAUUGUCGAGUGCAUCACCAAAGUGACCUCAUCCAACGAGCUUAUCGCAACAGCGCGAUUCAUUGCCGAAAUCUACACCACGUGCGGCUACAUCUCGUACGCAUACGAGCUUAUCCGCGAGAUCAAGAUGCAAGUGAUCUACAAAGAGGCAUCCAAGACGUGCGGCUUCAACCUGGUUAAGAUCGGACCGGUCUGCUUCGCUUUCAUCGCCGCCUUCGAAUUCUAUCUGCACGGUAACUAUACCUUGACCAUCGCGGGCUUCAUGGCGGGUCUCAUGGCCGAGUACUUCUUCUACGAGCGCUUCACCGUCUCGAUCAAGUCCAAGUCCAAGGUGCACCUUGUGUUCACCCACGCCGCCCGUCUCCGGCAGAUGCUCGUCCGCACAACGCGCACCGAGUACUUUGCCAUUAUCGAGCGCCAGGCCCUCGAGUACUUCACCAGCUGUGAGAUGGCCGUCGUUAAGGUCUCGACCAAGGCCUCCAUCAAUCUCUUCGUCGGCACCCUCCUGAUCUACCUCUCCGAGCACGGCGGCGCCACCAAUUUCGUCGCCGCCGCCGGCCACGCAGCGGUGCGCAAGUUGGCUGACCUCCUGGAGAAGCAUAAAUCCAAGGAAGCGCUCGAACUCGCAACAUGCACGUUCCACUUCCUGCUCUCGCACGAGGGGCUCGACGACCCGACCGAGAUCACCCUUGGCUUCCAGCUGUGCCUCCUGUUGGCCGGCCGGGGAAAACCCAAACACACCCCCACGGAACCCAUGCUCGAGCUCUCACGCCGGAUCCUCGCAGAGGUCUUCUCUAUCUGCGCCGCCAACAAUAUCGAUCUGGCCCGCUGCCCGCUCGCCGAGCUCAAUGAGCUCAUUGGCUUGGUCGGCGACCAGAAGGACCAUGCCCGCCUGCAGUGGCUGCUCUCGCGCCUCUGGUCCUCACGCGAGGGCCUCACGGCCGCCUCGUCGUGCUGGUCGCCCGAGGUCAUGCUUGCCCUGGGCCGAAGGCUGGUGCAGGCGCACUUCGCAGCCGGGAAUCGCAUGGCGGCUAUUCGGCUCGCUGAGGACUUGUUAUACAAUGUACGGCGCGUGCACGGGGCCCGAGACCAGCAAACAUUGGGGAUCUAUACCCUGCUGGGAAGUCUGUACACGAGCAUGGCGGCGUACCAUCUCAAGCAGCAGAAGCAGGAAGGAGAUGGGAAGCGCGGGGCCGAGUUGGCGCAGAUGUACUUUAGGAAGGCGAUUCGUGUCCACGAGGACGUGUUGAAGCUGCUGGUGGAUGCUGAGAACGAGGGGAGUGAUGACGAUGAUGAGGACUUGGAUUCGGAGCUGGGCAGCUCGAGAAGUGGGGUGACUAGAGUACCUGGUUAUUUGGGAACCCGCCGGGACGAGAUUGAGCGCGUCAGGAGGCACUUGAGGUUGCUUAAGUUGGCCGUGCAAAGGUUUGGUGGUUGGGGUAAGGCCGUCGGCGAGUAUGAGAUGUUGACGAGAAGGAUUCAGGACUUGUAUGGUGGUGAGUUGAAGAUGAGCGAGGAGCAGAUUCUGGCCAAGAAGUGGAAGCUCGAUGGCUUUGGACAGGGGAAGGCUGAGGGUGGCUUGGAUGAAGACGGGUUUGUCGCUCCUUCCGUUUGGGCCAUUUGUUGA